UUGGCGCUUCAUUCAUCAAAAUCCAACCCUAAUUUUGCCUCGUCAAAUUUUGUUGGAAAUACCUUAUCUGGCUGGAUUUCUUGUUUUAAUUUUUGUAGCGGAUGCGUUAUUAGAGGUGUGGCGGUGUAGAAGGACUUGUUGGAAUCAAAUUCAUUGAUUGAUGCCGCCGGAGCCAUUGCCAUUCGAUCGGAAGGAUUUCUUUAAGGCGAGGAAGCCGUCGUCUUCGGACCCUGUAGGAACUGUCCCGCCGCAAUGGAGAGAGCCGCCAACUACUCCUUCGAAUCAUAACAAUCGUGGAUCCUCUUCGUCCUGUCGUCUGGCCGGUGGUGGCCCCUCUGAUUUCCGCCAACCCUUUUCCGGUUAUGAUAAGGCGGUUAGUGGUGGGUUUCAUGUUACAACAGUGGAGUCUGGAUCACGUGAAUACAAGUAUUGCAAGAACGAUAACAGUAAAGAGAACAAUACUAACAAUAGUAGGAUGUCAGUGGCCUUGGGCAGUCAGAAACCCCUGAAAGGAGGAAACUCAUGGGCGACCACUCUAUCACUAAACGGUAACUCUUAUCCCCUUACUGACUCUGUAAACUCAUGGGAGCAACUUCAGUUGAAUGACCAACAUGCUAAGAAAAAUGGUGGUGAAGUCAGUACUACAGGCAGCCAGGGACUCGACAAGGAGGAUUCACUUGAUUGGAAGCCUCUUAAAUGGAUCCGUUCGGGAAGCUUAUCUUCAAGAGGUUCUGGUUUCAGCCAUUCAAGUAGCUGUAAGAUCAUUAGGUUGGAUUCCCUUGAUACCAAGAUAGAUGCUCAACUGGGUAAUAGCACUCCUGUUCAAUCCCCUUCGGGGGAUGUUGUCCUUUGUCUGACACCAAGGACCCCUGCUGAUGAGGUUUCUUCCCGUAAAAAGCCCCGCCUUGGAUGGGGUGAGGGGUUGGCCAAGUACGAGAAAAAGAAGGUUGGCCCUUAUGAUAUUGUUGAUAAAGAGUCUGGAGCCAGAAAUGGAAUGGUUGAUGGUGUCAGCUGCUCAGAACCUUUGCUUUCUAGUCCUUCUAAUCUACUUGAUAAAAGCCCCAGCCUUACCGGUUGCUCAGAAUCUGCAUCUCCUACUACUCCUUACUCAUUUGCUUGCAGUUCCUCUCCAGGUCUAGAAGAGAAGGAUGGAUCUAUUAAGGCAGCUACAGUGGAUAAUGGUACUUGUAAUCCUAAUGUUGCUUCUUUACAUCUGUCUCAAAACCACACAGAGGGAUUAGCUUUUAACUUGGAGAAUUUGGAAAUUACUGAAGGCUUUAACUUGAGCUCCUCACUUGAAGAACUGCUGCAGUCUGAUGAAUCAGGUGCUCCAGGGAAUGGCUUUGUAGAAUCUACUGCAAUGGACAAGUUACAGGUAUGGAAAGCAGACAUUUCAAGGACACUUGAAAUCACAGAAACUGAAAUUGAUUCACUUGAGCAUGAAUUGAAGUUGUUGAUUUCUGAUGGAGGUUCGUGUCCUUUUCCGGCUGCUUCCAGUUCUUCACCAACAGAGCGCAACAAUAAGAACCCUGGAAAAAGAUUUGUACAUUUGCCCCUGAAAAUCAUUUCUUCAGUAGAUAUGCUUAUGGAGAAGGCUGAUGGUUUUCUAGAAGAACGUACUGGAGCUGAAGAUUUGGACAGAAAAAGUCCAGGCACUGCAACUUCUAAACUUGUGAAACCUCUUGCUUUAUGCAACAAUGUUAAGCACCCUGAUGCAGUGGAACGAAAGGAUUCUCCUUCUAAUUUGGAUAUAAGAUCUGAGCAAGCUAAAUUUCCCCCACAUCAUGCCAAUGAUGACAUGGUAGGUGUUGUAAAUUCUUGCAGAGAUGGCAGUCAGGUUCCGACAGGCAGUGGUCAUACAAUUCCCAUUGGUGGUGAUGUAUAUUAUGGUAGUGAAAAUAAGUUAUGUGACAUGAUAUUGGCUUCAAACAGAGAUUUAGCUAAUAGAGCAUCUGAUGCAUUUAGUAAGAUGUUGCCGACCACACAUUUGCGUACCAAUAUUUCAAGUGCUACCGAUGUGUCAUUAAUUAAGAAGAAAAUGGUUAUGAGAAAGCGUUUUAUAAAAUUUAAGGAAAGGGUUAUCACUUUAAAGUUUCGGGCACUUCAGUACCCCUGGAAGGAAGAUCUUCGUUUGCUUUCUAUAAAAAGAUUUAGUGCGAAGUCACAAAAGAAGUUUGAAUUGAGCUCACGAAUGGGAUAUGCUGAUCAUCAGAAGCACGACUCCUCCAGUCAUUCUCGUUUAUCUUCUGCUGGAAGUUUGAGCCUGGUUCCAACCACGGAGAUAGUUGAUUAUGUGAAGAAGCUGCUUUCAGAUUCACAGAUCAAGAUUUACAAGAAUACGCUGAAGAUGCCAUCUUUUAUGUUAGACAAGAGGGAAUACAUUGCCUCAAGGUUCAUUUCGGAUAACGGAUUACUGGAGAACCCUAUUGAUGUUGAAAAGGAAAGAUCCAUUGUCAAUCCCUGGACAAUAGAAGAGAAGGAAAUCUUCUUGGAUAAGUAUUCUUUGUUUGGAAAAAACUUCAGAAAAAUUGCAUCUUUUUUGGAACACAAAACAAUUGCUGAUUGUGUUGAGUUCUAUUACAAGUAUCAUAAGUCUGAUUUUUUUCAGAAAACAAAGAAGAAUAAAAAAUUUGCAAAUGGGAAGUCUUAUACUGCUAAUAUCUAUUUGGUCACAUCUGGGAAAAGAUUGAAUCGAGAUACAAAUGCUACUUCCCUUGACAUGCUUGGUGCUGCUUCAGCAACGGUUGCCAAUAUGGAUGAUGGGAUGCAAAAGCAACAUAAAUACACAGCUAAUUGUUAUGUUGGCUCGUCUAGUGAUAAAAAACUUCCUGGUGGCGAUGUUGGCAUCUUAGAGAGGUCAAAUAAUUUUGCUAUGUCUUGUAAUGAGCAGGAAACAGCUGCAGCUGAUGUUUUAGCUGGGAUUUGUGGGUCUAUGUCAUCAGAUGCGUUAAGUUCUUGUAUUACAAGUUCGGUUGAACCUGGAAGGAGAUGCCAGAAAUUGGGUGGUUCUUCACUGCAUUUGACACCUGAGGGCACACUAGAUGAUGUUGAUGAGGAUACUUGUUCAGAUAACAGUUGUGGGGAAGAUAUGGAUCCUUGUGAUUGGAUGGAUGAAGAGAAGUCAAGUUUCAUGCAGGCAGUGCGAUCUUAUGGUAAGGAUUUUUCAAUGAUUUCAAGAUACAUGCGAACAAGAUCUACAGAUGAGUGCAGAGUGUUUUUUAGCAAGGCUCGUAAAUGUCUUGGAUUGGAUGUGAUCCAUCUUGAGGCUGGCAGUGAAGGUACAACCGGUGCCAACCAAGGGGGUGGGAGUGAUCAUGAAGAUGCUUGCGGGUCGGUUGUUUCCCAUGAUAAAUCUUCUUCGGAGUGUAAUAAGAUUGACCUGCACUCGUCUGAUAUCAGGGAAGAGCAUGCCGAAUCUGAUAGGAAUGGCUGUAGGGAGCCUGAGCUUAUGUUGGAGAAUUUGGUAUCCCAUGCAGAAAAAAAGCCUCAAGUAGAGUUGAUUGGAGAAAGUGGGUGUUCAAACCGUAAUUUGGAGGGAGCUGCUGACAGUGAAGCUACUGAAACCACCAACGCCCACCAAAAUAUGUAUUCUGAAGGGUCUGUUGAAGAAAUGAAUGACUACUCUUCUGCAACAGGUGUUGCCAAGGUGUCUGCUAAGAUUUGUAGACAAGGAAUUAGGGAAUCUGAGCAUCCGUUGCCUAGUUUCAAUGGCAAUACUAGUAGCUCAGUGAGAAGAUUAAGUUCAUGUCCAGCUGAAGAUCUCAAUUUUGCUUCCCAUUACUCUAGAGGUACUUGUCUGGAUUUAAGCAUUGAUCGUGGAAACAAUAUGGAGUUAAAUGCCUCUUCAGAAAAUGGGUUUCUGAUGCUGAAUUUCUUUCCCAAAGAUCCUGGAUUCGGGAAGACUCUUAGCCAGGAUGAUGUAUCAUCCAGAAGACUCUCUUUCAGGAAGAGUGGUGAUCAAAGAUGUUCAAGUAUGGAUGGUUAUCAUUUGCAUCUUUCGAAACGUUCCUUGCUUGAUUGUGAGGAAUCUUCCCAUAUUCUUCCUGUUAGCAUCCCUUCUGCUAAGGAAGGGAAGAAUGGGAGUUUAAGUUGGCAUGAACCACAAAGCAACUUUAAGUUGGAAGAAAUGGAUUGCUCUGUGUCCCAAGAACCGAGACAGAGUUGUUCCCUGGAAAGGCCACGUAGGAGUGGUGAUGUGAAACUUUUUGGUCAGAUUUUAACUAAUCUUUCUGGGUCGAAUGCAAAUGGUAGCGCAAGAGAGAGUAGUAGCAUUGGAAAACCAAAUGGUGGAAGGCUAUUCAACCUGGAGUUUGAUAAUGAUAAAAAGAAUGUUCCUCCAUCAAGGAGUUAUGGAUUUUGGGAUGGGAACAGAAUACAGACUUUGCCUGACUCAGCCAUGUUGCUGGCAAAAUAUCCUGCUGCUUUUAGCAAUACCUCUUCCUCCAAGUUCGAUUCUUGUUCUUUAAAUCAAACAUCAGACUAGAAAAGUAAAUUACCUUACCAUCAUGAGGAAGGUAAAGUUUGAGAUUGGGAUGGAAGGAAGGAAAGAAAGAAGAGCAACAAGAGAGUGCAUUAUGCAAAAACAACACAAAAUGGUGGUGAAGCUUGGUGAGUGUGUUUUAUGUAUUAUAUAUGUUCUGUUUGUUGUAGUAGGGAGGAUAGGAUAGGGUAGGGUAGGGUAGGAUGAUAGUAUGGGAUCUUUUUUGGAGGAUGCUACUUAAUAUAUAUAUAUGUUGUUGUAUUUAUCAAA
Messenger RNA from Cynara cardunculus var. scolymus (artichoke), 4750 nucleotides. RefSeq lists its product as uncharacterized. The coding region runs from base 161 to 4483 and encodes 1440 amino acids. The record is from RefSeq and is a predicted model, not a curated record. NCBI's taxonomy places the organism in Eukaryota, Viridiplantae, Streptophyta, Magnoliopsida, Asterales, Asteraceae. The transcript has 4 exons.